UACAUUUAAACGCAAGUGCGCAGCGUGGAACACACACACGCACAGGCACACACACGCGCGCUCGCGCCAGGAAUCCGCAUUGGAAAUCUUGUCAAAUCUUGUUUUUGUUGUUGUUGUGUGGCUUAUGGGGGACAUGUCUCACGCCCAGUUAUCGAGCAUCGCCAUGGAGCGGCUGGUGGCCCGGAGGACCUUCCCCCUCCACAAGCGCACCAGCGUCUGUCGGAACCUCUUCGGACCGGUGGACCACGACGAGCUGAGCCGGGAAAUGAGCGUCAAGCUGCGGGAGAUUUCCGAGCGCGACCGGCAGCGGUGGAACUUUAAUUUUGAGGCCAACACCCCCCUGGAUGGAGACUACGAGUGGGUGGAGGUCUCCGCGGAUAACACCCCGGCGUUCUACCAGGGCUCGUCCCAGCUCCGCGGGCCCGCGACGUCCGUCAAGCAGCACCCGGACGCGCUGGAGCGUCUGGCCGCGCCCGAGGGGAGCGACGGAGCGACGGUGGAGCUCAACCAAGAGAAUCGUGCGGACAAGGUCAACUCCCGGGGGCUGGCCCGCAGAAGGGCCCCGUGUGGCGGGCGGAAGAGGACGACCGCCCCCGCGGACAGCAACACGCACAUCACUGAUUUCUUCGUGAAGCGAAAGAGGGCCGCGGAGAGAAAGUGUGUGGAGCUGAGCCAACACUCCAAGUCUCCCAUUCCCAUGGAGCAAACCCCCAGGAAGAGGAUCCGUUGAAGGUGGAUUUUUGCACUACUACUAGUGUGGGUAUGUUUGAGGAACACACAGAGGAAGGAAAGAAAGUAGUGGGUGGACCAUAGCCGGCUGGCCUCCUUCCCCCCGGUCCUGUGGAGCGUCGCUGGCCGGACUCGGGACCUUCCCCGCCGGCCUCUCAGGACUGAACCGGCCGGGCUCUCGGGGUGGGGAAGGUGUGGCCGUGUUUUUUAAAAUUGUUUUAAUUUUAUAAAUCCAGUACAAAUGUAGCAUUCAUUGUUGCUGCCACUUGACCGUGUUAACAGUGUUUUAACAUCUGUGCAAUCCUUAAGGGGGGCGGGGCGGGGCGGGGGGGGGGGGAAGAGACUUUAAAUUGUCUACACUGGCCAAAAGUGUACAGCUUUAUACAGACAUCAGCUUGUAAAUGAAUAAUCUGUUGUUGGGUUUUAUUUUCUCCUGUAAAUGUAUAUUUUUAAGACCAUUUUAACUUAUAAUUUAUUUAUGUUUCUUUUGUACAUGUUAAGUGAAUUCUUGAUUUAGCCUUACGGUGUAUGUUUGUUAUUUUAUUUACUUAUUUUUGUAAUGGCGGUGUAUUUGCAAUCAUGUAGCUUGUAGCGUACACUAUAGUUGCCCUUGUGUCUCUGAGCCAUUUUUAAACAUGUUUGUUCUCCAUGCAAGUGCCCUCAUGAGCAAAACAAACAAAACAAAAAAAGAUGAAUAAAUUUUUUUUUUUUUAAAUAA
Phycodurus eques (leafy seadragon) is the source of this 1447-nucleotide messenger RNA. RefSeq names its product cyclin dependent kinase inhibitor 1Cb (gene cdkn1cb). Gene Ontology annotation, molecular function: cyclin-dependent protein serine/threonine kinase inhibitor activity. Gene Ontology annotation, biological process: regulation of cell cycle. The transcript is spliced from 3 exons. The record is from RefSeq and is a predicted model, not a curated record. NCBI's taxonomy places the organism in Eukaryota, Metazoa, Chordata, Actinopteri, Syngnathiformes, Syngnathidae. Gene Ontology annotation, cellular component: nucleus. Bases 125 to 730 code for a protein of 201 amino acids.